This is a messenger RNA of Nelumbo nucifera (sacred lotus), 1731 nucleotides long. RefSeq lists its product as uncharacterized. Lineage: Eukaryota; Viridiplantae; Streptophyta; Magnoliopsida; Proteales; Nelumbonaceae. Gene Ontology annotation, cellular component: mitochondrion. The record is from RefSeq and is a predicted model, not a curated record. Gene Ontology annotation, biological process: mitochondrial mRNA modification; cytidine to uridine editing.
UUCUUAAACCCCUCGUUUGGUUUGGAAAACCCUAGUAAGCUCUUCAUUCUCUCGUCGUGGUCGUCCAGCAAUCAGCAAUGGCUCUAUCGUCCCUCCGUCUUCGUCGAUCAUUAUCCCUCUCAUCGUCUCUUUUCAGGCACCAUCGCUUCUUCUCUGCAACAUCUUCUGCUUCUUCUUCCUUUUCUGUUUUAGAUCGUCCAAUUUCCUCGGCAUCCUUAAUUACAAAUAUUCUUCAAAACCCUAGCCCUCGAUUCCCUUCAAAUCCUUUCCGGAUUCAAUCUCUUUCGUUCCACUCGUCGCCCUCAUUGUCCUAUUCAUCGUCGUCAAGGUCACGCAAUGAUGAUGAAAAGAUAUCGCCAGACACGAUUCUGUUCGAGGGUUGCGAUUACAAUCAUUGGCUCAUCACCAUGGAGUUCCCCAAAGAUCCCAAACCCACUCCUGAGGAGAUGGUCGAGACCUAUGUUCAAACCCUAGCAAAAGUUGUUGGGAGUGUGGAAGAGGCAAAGAAAAGAAUGUAUGCCUGUAGCACAACAACCUAUACUGGCUUCCAGGCUGUGAUGACUGAGGAAAUGUCAGAGAAGUUUCGAGGUUUGCCUGGAGUUGUUUUUAUUUUGCCCGAUUCCUACAUUGAUCCGGUGAACAAGGAGUAUGGAGGAGACAAAUACAUUAAUGGGACAAUCAUCCCAAGGCCUCCUCCUGUUCAAUAUGGAAGGUCACAAGGAAGAUAUGGUGACCGAAAUCGAAAUUAUGACAGGCCAAGAUAUGACAGACAAAGAGACUCGAUGCCAACCCAACAAGGAAACCCACCAUAUGAUCGCCAAGGAUCAAUGCAGGGAGAUGGAAGGAAUUAUGGACCCCAGCAGAACUAUGCACCCCAACAAAACUAUCCACCCCAACAAAACUAUCAACCUCAACAAAAUUAUCCAUCACAACAAAACUAUGCACCACAACAAAACUAUGGUUCAACUGGACAGGGAGAAAGAAGAGAUUUUAGGCCAACAGGCAACAUGGAUUAUGCUCCUGGAGGACAAGACAAUUAUCAGAGAGAGAGAAGAGAUGCAAUGCCUUCAUAUCAGAGGGAUAACAACCAAGGGGCGCAAGGAAACUACUAUUCUCAAGAACGUAGGGACUUACCACAAGGAGAUCGAAGGGACUAUGCACCUCCUGAACAUAGGGACCUUAAUAGGAACUUUGGACCUCAGAGUGGUGGGAAUUAUGGACAAGGAGCAGGUUCUGGAUAUGGUCAGAGUUACCCUGGGCAUGGAGAGCCUCAAAAUUUUUCACAAGUGGAGAGGAGGGAUGAUAUGCAAGGGGAUCAAAGAAACCAUGCACCUCAGGGACAAUUUGGAGUGAACCAGUUUUGAUGCAGGUGCGUUAUUGAGAGCACUUGGUGCUCGUUUUGAUGCAUUUGAAGGACUGGAAUACACAAACAAUGAUGGCGAUAAGGAUAAAAAGGACCUACGAAGUCAGUCCAGCUUGGUUUCAAAAACCAUAUACAAGCGUUUGGUUGGUACAGUCAAGUCAUGCAUGGGUUAUGUGCCGUAUCAUGUUGUAAUUAGCGUGUACUGAGUACUGGCUGACCUCUUGCACUCCAAGAUCCAAAAUAUUUGAAAUUUCAUCUUUUGUUAAAUUUCUCAUUUUUUUCCAGUUUAUUAUAUUAUAUGGGGAUGGUAUAUAAUUAAUGCGUUGCCUUAACCUAUUUAUCUCCAUUAUCGACUUGGAAUUUGCAUA